This is a messenger RNA of Carica papaya (papaya), 3630 nucleotides long. RefSeq names its product FT-interacting protein 3-like. The record is from RefSeq and is a predicted model, not a curated record. NCBI's taxonomy places the organism in Eukaryota, Viridiplantae, Streptophyta, Magnoliopsida, Brassicales, Caricaceae.
AUACGAACAGAAACAGGUUAGAAAAGAAGAGUGGACUCUCUCCAUAUUUGUAUAUACUUUCUUCUUCCUGUCAACGUUACCAUUUUACUCGCUUUUGAUUUUCGAAGGACUCCAUCGCUCUCUUCCUCUUUAUAUCUUUCUCUGAAUUUUUGAAGAAACUAAAUUGGGUUUUAAAUUCUCUGUUGAUCUUCCGAUUAUAACCAAAGCUCUGUAUCAUUAACUUUUUCUCUCCAGCGACUCGGUUGAACCUGUCAAAAAAAGCUCAAACCCAGGUUCUUAUUGUCCUCUCAGUUCCUGCAAGAAGCUAUUUAUCUUCCCUCCAGUUGUCCUGGGUUGAUUCACUAACAAGUUCCAUGAACAAUCUCAAGCUUGGGGUUGAGGUUGUGAGUGCUCAUGACCUUAUGCCUAAAGAUGGUCAGGGCUCGUGCAGUGCUUUCGUGGAGCUUCAUUUUGAUCAUCAGAGAUUCCGCACCACUACGAAAGACAAAGAUCUCAAUCCUGUUUGGAACGAAAGUUUUUACUUCAAUGUAUCCGAUCCAAACAACUUAUACAACCUUACUCUUGAAGCCUUUGUCUACAACCAUAAUAAAGCAACCAAUACUAAAUCCUGUCUUGGAAAGAUUUGCUUGUCGGGAACAUCGUUUGUACCACAUUCUGAUGCUGUUGUUUUACACUAUCCGUUGGAGAAGAAAUCCAUUUUCUCUCGCGUGAAAGGAGAGCUUGGUCUGAAAGUGUUUGUUACUGAUGAUCCUUCCAUAAAAUCAUCAAACCCACUUCCUGCAAUGGAAUCCCCAGUGCAGGUAGAUUCUGGAUCAAAUCAGUCUCAAGUUCAGGAACAAAUUUCCGAAGCUGUUUCAAAUAUAUUCUCCCCUGGAAAGCAUGAGAAAAGACGAACAUUUCAUCAUCUUCCAAACACAAAUAACUCACAACAGUCACAAAGUUAUCCGACACCAGCAGCUCCACAGCCACAAGCAGUGAACCACCAGGUGAAAGAGCAGAAGUCUCAAUUGCAGACUCCAGCAUUUGUUCAAACAUUCCCUGGACCAUCAUCGUAUGUAGCUGAUUAUAGUCUUAAAGAAACAAGCCCUUUUCUUGGAGGGGGCCAAAUUGUUGGAGGGAGAGUAAUACGCAGGGAUAGGCCAGCGAGUAGUACCUAUGAUCUUGUUGAACAGAUGCCUUAUCUUUUUGUACGCGUUGUAAAAGCCCGUGAUCUUCCUUCGAUGGAUGUAACAGGGAGCCUUGAUCCAUAUGUUGAAGUAAAACUUGGGAACUACAAAGGAGUUACGACGCACUAUGAGAAGAAGCAAAAUCCUGAAUGGAAUGAGGUGUUUGCCUUUGCUAGGGACAGGAUCCAAUCUUCUGUACUGGAAGUUUCUGUCAAAGAUAAGGAUCUGGUGAAAGAUGAUUUCGUUGGGAUUGUGCGGUUUGAUCUGAAUGAGAUUCCAAGUCGUGUUCCACCGGAUAGUCCUUUGGCUCCAGAAUGGUAUCGACUGGAAGAUAAGAAAGGGGAGAAAAAGAAAGGAGAAGUGAUGCUUGCUGUCUGGCUUGGCACUCAAGCUGAUGAAGCUUUUACUGAUGCUUGGCAUUCAGAUGCUAUUACUCCAACAGAUGGUUCUAAAACUACAUCCACUAAUAUUCGAUCAAAAGUUUAUCAUUCUCCAAGAUUGUGGUACGUUCGUGUUAAUGUGGUUGAAGCACAAGACUUGAUUAUUGGUGACAAGAGUCGAUUUCCAGAAGCAUAUGUGAAGGUUCAGAUUGGCAAUCAGAUACAACAGACAAGGUUGGUUAAUGCUCGAACUCAUAACGUAGUAUGGAAUGAAGAGUUUAUGUUUGUUGCUGCUGAACCCUUUGAAGAUCAUCUGAUACUAUCAAUCGAAGAUCGUGUAGGUCCCAACAAAGACGAGACUAUUGGGAAAGUCUGCGUACCAUUAGCUUCUGUUGAGAGGCGUGCUGAUGAUAGAAUCACACGUAGCAGAUGGUUCAAUAUUGAAAACUCCAUUUCAGCUUCCAUGGAUGUGGAUCAGGCCAAGAAAGACAAGUUUUCUAGCAGACUCCAUCUCCGUGUCUGUCUUGAUGGAGGUUACCAUGUACUUGAUGAAUCAACUUACUACAGCAGUGAUCUCCGGCCAACAGCCAAGCAACUCUGGAAGCCAUCAAUUGGCGUCUUGGAGCUUGGAAUUCUAAAGGCUGAUGGACUUCAUCCAAUGAAGACAAGAGAUGGUAAAGGGACAUCAGACACUUACUGUGUAGCCAAGUAUGGUCAUAAAUGGGUCAGAACUCGCACAAUUAUUGACAAUCUCAGUCCAAAAUACAAUGAGCAAUACACAUGGGAGGUAUAUGAUCCAGCUACAGUUCUCACAGUGGGAGUUUUUGAUAACUGCCAAAUUGAUGGUUCAAGUGGUAGUAAAGAUAUGAAAAUUGGGAAGGUCCGGAUCCGUCUCUCCACCUUAGAGACUGGGCGUGUUUAUACACAUUCCUACCCACUGCUCGUUCUUCACCCUUCUGGUGUCAAGAAGAUGGGUGAACUACAUUUGGCAAUUAGAUUUUCAUAUGCAUCAAUGACGAACUUAGUUUUUCUAUAUUCGCGUCCACUUUUGCCAAAAAUGCACUAUAUUAGGCCACUGUCUGUGUUGCAGCAGGACAUUCUGCGCCAACAGGCUGUUAACGUUGUUGCAGCUCGUCUUAGUAGAGCAGAACCUCCUCUUAGAAAGGAAGUUGUUGAGUACAUGACUGAUGCCCAUUCUCAUCUUUGGAGCAUGAGGCGCAGCAAAGCAAACUUCUUUAGGCUGAUGUCGGUCUUCUCAGGAUUAUUUUCUGUUGGAAAAUGGUUUGGCGAAGUUUGCAGGUGGAGAAACCCGAUCACAACAGGCCUAGUGCACAUCCUCUUUGUGAUGCUUGUGUGCUUCCCUGAACUGAUUCUGCCUACUGUCUUCCUCUAUAUGUUUGCAAUAGGAAUUUGGAAUUAUCGAUAUCGCCCAAGAUACCCUCCUUACAUGAAUACAAGAAUCUCUUGUGCGGAUACCUUGCACCCUGAUGAGCUCGAUGAGGAGUUUGAUACAUUUCCAACAACACGAAGCCCGGAAUUAGUUCGAAUGAGGUAUGACAGGUUAAGGAGUGUGGCUGGGAGGAUGCAAACUGUGGUGGGUGACAUAGCUACUCAAGGAGAGCGUAUUCAAUCACUACUAAGCUGGAGGGAUCCUCGUGCCACCGCUAUCUUCAUUACAUUUUGUUUAAUGGCUGCCAUUGUACUGUAUGUGACACCAUUCCAGGUGCUUGCUCUUUCUGCUGGGUUAUACUUCAUGAGACAUCCGAAGUUCCGUCAAAGAACACCUUCAGCACCACUUAAUUUCUUCCAGCUGCCAGCUUUGACAGACAGCAUGCUGUGAAUUUGUUUCCGUGAUCUCGUGGGAAAGUAGACGUUCAUCUGCCAUCUCUAAAAGGGUUCUGAUUUUACUUGUCCAUGUUUCUUCCGUAAAGCUUCAUUGUUUUGCUGUACCCUCAGUCUGCUGUAUCUUGGUCAUGAAUUUUAGUUUAUUGCAAGACGUGUGCAAAUAUGAGCAAAACCAAUUUAUAGUAAAAUUUGGAUCUGUCUUAAUACAUGCUUUGGCCUUCCUUGCAAGGGGAUCAUAA